Messenger RNA from Sus scrofa (pig), 492 nucleotides. The record is from RefSeq and is a predicted model, not a curated record. NCBI's taxonomy places the organism in Eukaryota, Metazoa, Chordata, Mammalia, Artiodactyla, Suidae.
GAGGCUGGGAGGCCAGGCCCGGCCUUUGUUCGCCACGCUUCUCUCCCAUCCUCCCUGCCCAGUGUGGGCCUCCUCCAGGAGAGCUUAGCUGACCCUCAAGAAGUUCCUAGAAUAAAAUCAAGCCCCUCCACAGCUGCACUAAGGCCAUGUGACCUGACAGGGCCCUGGGUCUGCCUCAGCCUCUUGGGUGGGGGACAGGGGUCCACUUGGCUCUUUCAUAGACUUUGCUCUGGGUCCCCAGCGCCCAGCCCGGAAAAGGUCAAGGCCUUGGCCCAGAGAGCAGAGUCUCCGUUCUUCCUAGACAGACCUGAUUUCUUUGAUUACCCAGACUCGGACCAAGCCAGGCUCCUGGCCGUGGCCCAGUUCAUUGGCGAGAGACCUGUCAUCUUUGUUAACUCAGGUUCUGACUCCAGUUUCUUCCAUCAUAUUCUGGUGGGUGCUCUGGUGGCGGCCUUCUUCUUCCUGCUUUUCCAGUUCUGCACACACAUGUAA